Molecule: messenger RNA, 909 nt
Organism: Phialemonium atrogriseum
Lineage: Eukaryota; Fungi; Ascomycota; Sordariomycetes; Cephalothecales; Cephalothecaceae
Product: Cut8-domain-containing protein
Exons: 2
Coding region: 1-909 (302 amino acids)
Biological process (GO): proteasome localization; nuclear protein quality control by the ubiquitin-proteasome system
Cellular component (GO): nucleus; nuclear membrane
Molecular function (GO): proteasome binding
Source: RefSeq, a predicted model, not a curated record
AUGAACGUCUUGCUGUCACCUCAGCCACCGCUCUUUCCUCACCAGCACGAAACCGCCCGCCUCUCUCCCCGACGAUCUCAAUCGCCGUACAGCAUGUCAUCCAGGAAACGAAAAGCCGAAGAAGAUGCCGACGAGAUGUCUGUCUCACCCCACAAUUCGCCCGCAAUUUCCUCGAGGCACCUCGCAAGACCAUCAAAGAAAGUCCGGGCAGCGAAUGAUUUGGCCGGCCGACCACUGUCCCUUCCACGAUUGCUAGAAACCCUCGACAACACGCAGCUACGGGCCGUGCUUCAGACCAUCUGUGAACGACACGCAGAUAUCGGCCAGGAAGUUGUCAACGGGGCUCCCCGACCGUCAGUUGCUUCGGCUCUUCAGCUUCUUGGGGAAUACCAGGACAGGCUACGCGCGGCCGUACCGUACGGCCAAUCCAGCUCCGACUACACCUACUACCGAGUCAAGCAACCGUUGAUAGCGCUCAUCGACGCCGUCUCCGAUUUUACUCCACAGUAUCUUCCCCCGACCGAGAACCAGACGAAUGUCUCGCUGCAGUAUCUGGAUGGUGCCACCAAACUGAUCCACGGGCUACCAGACUGGGAGAGUCAGUCAUACCGAUAUCAUAAAGAGAAUUCAUAUGACGAGAUUUCGAGAGCUUGGGCAUUGGUUAUUACGGAAGCUGCCAAGAGAGGUGGGGGAUUCGCUCUACACACUGGCGGAUGGGACCAGAUAUUGGCAAAACACCACCAGCAGUCCGGAGGAAAGUUGGAGGCAGCGAUGAAUGCGAUGACAAACGCUGGAUGGGCCAACUCGAACCAGAACAGUUCGACAGGCGGGCUCUCGGAACAGAAUUCGAUCCUGAACCAACUCAUGAACGGCACCUACGGCUCACCCGUCAGAGUUGGCCCCUGGUAG